UUUAUUGCUAGAGAAGAUGGAACAUGAUGACAUUUGUAAUAAAACUCUGAAGAUUACAGACUUUGGUCUGGCUAGAGAGUGGCACAGAACAACCAAAAUGAGUGCAGCAGGGACUUACGCGUGGAUGGCUCCAGAAGUUAUCAAGUCCUCCAUGUUUUCUAAAGGAAGUGAUAUUUGGAGGUCCUGUCCAGUCUUGUUGCUGUGAUUUUAGGUAUCUGAGGGGGUAUGCUUUGGUGCAAUUAUUUUAUAUUCUGCUGCAACAUUAGUUUACAUUUUUGGAACCUACAGUAUUUCUCUUCCUCGCCUUCUCUCCUGCACGCCUCUCUUGUAAAAAUUUAUGGAGUGUUGCUGUGGGAACUGCUUACAGGAGAAGUUCCUUACCGUGGCAUUGAUGGCCUUGCUGUGGCUUACGGAGUUGCUGUCAAUAAGCUUACUUUGCCCAUUCCAUCCACCUGCCCUGAACCAUUUGCAAAACUAAUGAAAGAAUGCUGGGAGCAGGACCCUCAUAUCCGACCAUCGUUUGCCUUAAUUCUUGAACAGCUUACUGCCAUCGAAGGGGCAGUUAUGACUGAAAUGCCUCAAGAGUCUUUCCAUUCCAUGCAAGAUGACUGGAAAUUGGAAAUUCAGCAGAUAUUCAAUGAAUUGAGGACCAAGGAAAAAGAGCUUCGAUCACGAGAAGAGGAGUUGACAAGAGCAGCUCUUCAGCAAAAAUCUCAAGAAGAAUUACUUAAGCGCCGUGAGCAACAGUUAGCAGAACGUGAGAUCGAUGUACUGGAACGUGAGCUGAAUAUCAUGAUAUUCCAGUUAAAUCAAGAGAAACCCAAUGUAAAGAAGAGGAAGGGCAAAUUUAAAAGAAGCCGCUUAAAACUUAAAGAUGGACACAGAAUUAGUUUGCCUUCAGAUUUCCAGCACAAAAUAACAGUGCAGGCAUCUCCCAAUCUGGAUAAGAGGAGGAGUUUAAACAGUAACAGCUCUAGUCCAUCAAGUAGCCCCACAAUAAUUCCUCGUCUUCGAGCUAUACAGUUGAUUCCCAAAACAGAUACACACACAACUAAUGGCCGAAGAAACAGUGUAUAUGUGUACCAGCAAGAUGUAGAUAUCACAAGUGAAUAUGAACUUCCCAGUGGGGUUAUGAAAAAAGGCAAGAUUUCAUUACAUUUCAAAGUAACUUCAGAUGAAAGCAACAGAACUUGGGGAAGGAGCACAACUUUUCACCAAGAAGAGUUUGAAGAUGUGAAAAGAAGUUUUAAAAAGAGAGGUUGUACAUGGGGACCAAGUUCAGUUCAAACAAAGGAUCGUGCAGAUUGUAAGGACAAAAUAAGACCCCUUUCAGAUGGCAGCAACCCUUGGUCAACCCUUUUAAUGAAGAAUCAGAAGGGUGUUCCCUUAGCUUCACUAUUUGUGGACCAAGGUAUCUGUACUGAUAAGAAACUUCUCCCUGAAGGUUUGGACAGUAAAAGACCAAAGCCAAUUAAAUUGCCGAAUCAGGCCUAUAUUAAUCUACCUCUUUGGAAAGAUGAUCAGGGCGAAAAUACAGUGGAACAUGAAAGCUUCGAAGAAGGAACCUCUGCUAGUUCUACAAAUAGUACUCCUCAAAUGACACCUACAAACAGCCUAAGCAGGACACUGCAGAAAAAGAAGACUGAUUCAGUGCUGUAUGGAUGUGCUGUCCUCCUUGCAUCUGUUGCCCUGGGCUUAGAUAUCAGAGAGCUGAACAAAUCACAGGGUCCAGAUGAACUCUUGCCUAAAGAUGAGAAGAAGAAGCGUGAUGGAAUAUUUCAUCGUGCGUCAAAAUUUCGCAGGAGUGCCAGCCCUGCACGAUUGCAGUCCAAGAAAGAGGAAACAAGUAUUCCAUCCCUAAAUCCAGCUGCAAAUACUGUGAAUCUUCUCUCUAUGCCCUCCAUUUCCACAAAAUGCCUACUUCAGUCUGACAGUGAAGAUGCUCUUGUAAGCACCGUUCUUGGUGAUUGUGGCCCAUGUAGUUCCACUGAUGACUUUUCAUCUGAAACUUCUGAAAGUAAGAGAGAACAGAGGUUGCAGCUGGCUCCUAACACAGUUUCCACACGAUUAAAAAAUCAGCCUUUUAAUCUUUGUCUGAAUCAAGAAUCUCAAAAUGUGCCAAAUGAUUCUUCAAAGUUAAGUGUGUUGGGUCACAGACGAACCCUAUCAGAUGGGAACAAUUUUCAGACCACAGCUAAUGGAUUUGCUUCAACCAAUGAUGUCUCCACAUUACCAGUUCUAUCAGUUACUGGAACUCUGCACUCUCGGUCUGUUCAGCAAAGAAGCAAUCACAGUGGUGUUUCAACUGAAAAGCAAAGCGCUAUCAAUAUUAUAUCAAGGCCUCGACCUUCUUCUCUAAGAAAUAAAAUCGAUGCAUGGCAGAUUAUUCCACGUAUUAUUAAACCAAACUCUAAAGACACUGAAUAUUUAGAGGGCAGUGUGGAUCCAGAUGUUAACUGCUUGCCAAAUACUGAGGAAAGAACUAACUGCCACAUGCCCUCAUUACUUGAUAUUGAUGUGGAAGGUCAAAACAGAGACUGUACUGUGCCUUUAUGUAGAAUGAAGAGCAAAACUUGUCGGCCAUCUAUAUAUGAACUGGAGAGAGAGUUUCUGUCAUGAAUGCCUUUCAUUUUAAAAAUGUUUGCUUUUUAAAGGGGAACAAAUAUAAAAUUCUUGUCCUAAUGCUUUGUGCUGCUGUUUUCUCAUGUACUGUGACAAAUAGUACCAAAAUUAUUAAAAUGGGCAGCUAAUUAAGAAAGUGUAGUAGGUGCCUUUUUCAAACGUUCCUUGUAAUCCCAGCUAGUAACUCCAAAAGCACAGUGCUGCACAAUAGUAUUCCAGGUGAACUUCGUAAACAUAUUUUGAAUUACUAAAUUACAUGC
Messenger RNA from Athene cunicularia (burrowing owl), 2882 nucleotides. It is a transcript of the gene MAP3K21, whose product is annotated as mitogen-activated protein kinase kinase kinase 21. The record is from RefSeq and is a predicted model, not a curated record. Gene Ontology annotation, molecular function: JUN kinase kinase kinase activity; ATP binding. The coding region runs from base 226 to 2619 and encodes 797 amino acids. NCBI's taxonomy places the organism in Eukaryota, Metazoa, Chordata, Aves, Strigiformes, Strigidae. The transcript has 11 exons. Gene Ontology annotation, biological process: protein phosphorylation.